CCCAGCAUGUGUGUCAGUUUUUUCAUUGUGUGUGUUUGUAUACCUGUAUGUUUGUCUCAUUGUUUGUGUGUGCACCUGUGUAUCUGUAUGUGUGUGCAUGUGUAUCGGUAUGUGUAUUAGUGUGCGCAUUUGUGUAUCUGUAUGUGUUGGUGUGUGCAUCUUCGUGUCUGUGUAUAUGUAUGUGUGUAUCUGCAUGUCUGUAUGUGUGUUAGUGUGUGCUUCUGUGUGUCUUUGUAUCUGUAUGUGUGUUAGUGUGUGCAUUUGCGUGUGUGUAUGUAUGUGUGUUAAUAGGUGUAUCUUUGUGUCUGUCUGUAUAUGUGUGUGUGUAAGUGUGUCUGUAUUUGUGUUAAUGUGUGUAUCUGUGUGGUUGUAUGUGUGUGUGUUAAUGUGUUAGUGUAUCUUUGUGGCUGUGUGUGUAUCUUUGUGGGUGUGUGUGUGUGUUACUGUGUGUGUAUCUUUGUGGCUGUGUGUGUGUGUUAAUGUGUGUGUGUCUGUAUGUGUGUAUCUUUGUGUCUGUAUGUGUGUAUCUUUGUGUCUGUAUCUUUGUGGCUGUGUGUGUGUUAAUGUUUGUGUGUGUCUGUAUGUGUGUAUCUUUGUGUCUGUAUGUGUGUGUUAAUGUGUGUGUGUGUCUGUAUGUGUGUAUCUUUGUGUCUGUAUGUGUGUGUGAGUUAAUGUGUGUGUAUCUUUGUGGCUGUGUGUGUGUUAAUGUGUCUGUAUGUGUGUGUGUUAAUGUGUGUGUAUCUUUGUGGCUGUGUGUGUGUUAAUGUGUCUGUAUGUGUGUGUGUUAAUGUGUGUGUAUCUUUGUGGCUGUGUGUGUGUUAAUGUGUCUGUAUGUGUGUGUGUUAAUGUGUGUGUAUCUUUGUGGCUGUGUGUGUGUUAAUGUGUCUGUAUGUGUGUGUGUGUGUGUUAAUGUGUCAGUGUAUCUGCAUUAAUAUUAUCAGUUGUUGGUUCCGCCACUAGGUCUCGGUGAUGGUCAUUCAGUCGGUCUGUCACAGUCUCGGUUUAGCGGUCUCAGUCUGUGUCCGCCAGUCGUUCUUGGCAGUCAGUCAGUGGGUGUCAGUCUCUCCCCUCCCCCGGUGCAUGCCGGGUAGUGGUGCCGGUGCUUGGCGCGGUGCAUGCCGGGUAGUGGUGCCGGUGCUUGGCGCGGUGCAUGCUGGGUAGUGGUGCCGGUGCUCGGGGCUCUGCCCGCCCGGGAGAUGCUACGGGACAAGCGGCGACGUCAGGAACUGAUCCGCGCCCGGCAGUGAGUGCAGCUUCCCUUGAUGUAUGCAAUGGCUUCCAGCCACAGUUCUUCACCAGUGCCUCACUCCAACAACAGCAAAGCUUUCUAUAAAAAAGGUCUUGAAACUGCUCAGCAAGUUGGAUUGGUGAGAUCACUCCCUGAUGUUUGUCCCAAGGAGCCAAUGGGUGAUUCUAACAGUUUGUGUGACGAACCGUCUGUAGUUGCUGAUCAGCACAAGUGGACAAUUUACCAUUCCAAAGUUAACCUCCCCGCAGCAUUAAAUGACCCUCGGUUAGCAAAGAGGGAGUCUGACUUCUUCACUAAGACGUGGGGCCAAGACUUCGUAGAAACAGAAGUCAUGCCCUCCCCCUACCUCUUGCCCAUUACAAAGGAUCACUUUUCAAUGUAUACGGAGCAAAUUGCACUGAGAGAAAAAAGCCACGAGAAAUGGAAGACAAUAUGCCCUCCUAAAGACAAUUUUGACAGGACAGCUUUUACACAAUCACUUGCACACAAAUCCAGGGGAGAUCUGGAACAAGUACCUAAGAUUUUUUUGAAACCAGACUUUGCCUUGGAGGAUUCCUUAACGUUUAAUGCGGUUUUACCAUGGUCUCAUUUUAGCACGGCUGGGGGAAAAGGGAACAGAGAUGCAGCCUCCUCCAAAUUGCUUCAAGAAAAGUUGAGCCACUAUUUGGAUAUUAUCGAAGUGAACAUCGCUCACCAGAUCUCUUUACGGUCUGAUGCAUUUUUCCAUGCAAUGUCCUCCCAGCACGAACUGCAGGACUACCUCAGAAAAACCUCCCAGGCUGUGACAUUGCUGCGAGAUAAGAUAUCGCAGAUAGACAGAAUCAUGUGUGAAGGGUCAUUGCGAAUUCUGAGGCAAGCUCUGACUAGGAAUAACUGCACCAAGGUAUACAAGAAGCUCAAGCUAAUGGCUACAGUGCAUCAAACUCAGCCUACUGUACAACUACUGCUCUCAACCUCAGAAUAUGUUGGUGCAUUGGACUUAAUUGCAACAACACAAGAAGUUUUGCAACAAGAGUUACAGGGCAUUCAUAGCUUUCGGCACCUCGGCUCCCAGCUUUGUGAAUUGGAAAAGCUGAUUGACAAAAUGAUCAUCGCAGAGUUUACAUCUUAUGUUCGUAAUGAUCUAAACAGACCAUUGGACGAUGACUACCACGUAAUAGAAGAGGAGAGACUUGUAUCUUUGGUGUUUGGGUUGUUAAAGCAGCGGAAGCUAAAUUUCUAUGAAAUCUACUACGGUGAAAUGAUAACUACAGCAAAGAACAUAAUUAAGCAGUGUGUGGUGAGCACCAUAUCACAGAUUGAUGAAAUUGAUCCUGAAGUUGUAACUAAGCUUCCUGAUCAGAUGCGGAGGCUGAAUUUUUCUCACUGGUUUGAUUUGCUGAAGAAUAUAUUCUCUAAGUUUACAAUUUUCCUUCAAAGAGUCAAGGCAACAUUAACUGUAAUCCGAUGCGUUGUUCUGAUGGUCUUAGAUAAGAAUCAACGGAUCAGAGAAUUGGAGGUAAUGACAGCUCAGAAAAAUAUUGGGAGAGAAAGCAAUAUGGACAAUGAACUGGCUUACUUGACUCACGAAGGCUUGUUUAUAAGUGAUGCAUACAGUGAAGGUGAUCUUCCCCACGUGGCUACCAACACUAACUUUCAAAGGAAUGCUUCACCCAGCAGUAGCGAGCCUUCUGGCAGCGAUUCGGUAUCGGAUCCUGAAUGCACUACAGACUCCUCUUCCAGCAAAGAACACACACUGCCUUCAAUUACCCCAGGGGGAGUAGAGAUAAUAAUGAACGAAGAUAUGAAAUUAACAGACUUAGAACUUGGGAAAAUUGCGAACAACAUACAGGAGCUUAUAUACAAUGCAUCUGACAUUUGCCAUGACCGCUGUGUCAAGUUCCUGCUGUCAAGAGCUAAGGAAGGAUUUCUCGAAAGACUUAACUCCAGUGAGUUUGUGUCUUUGUCACGAACGGUCGAAGCCUUUGUGUUGGAAACCGAGAAGAUCUGCGGUAGAAGAAGUAUGUCCCUUCGAGGAGCCCUUCAAAGCCAAGCAAAUAAAUUCGUAAAUCGAUUCCACGAAGAAAGAAAAACAAAACUGAGCCUUCUCCUGGAUACCGAACGCUGGAAACCAGCAGACGUCCCUGCGGAAUUUCAGGACCUGGUAGAUUCUAUAACAGAUGGAAAAAUUAUUUUACCAGAAAAGAAAUCUCCAUAUGCUGAAGAAAGGAAGCCCACGGAUUUCCUUACAGUUGAUGGUCAGAAAUAUGCAGUAGUUGGCACAGUGCUCAUCUUGAUCAGGAUAAUUCUGGAAUAUUGCAGCUGCAUAGAUGACAUCCCUUCUAUAACAACAGACAUGCUUACUCGUCUGUCAGAGCUAUUAAAGUACUUCAAUUCUCGGAGCUGCCAGUUAGUUCUCGGAGCGGGAGCAUUGCAAGUUGUUGGAUUGAAGACUAUCAGCACAAAAACCUUAGGUCUCUCAUCUCGUUGUCUGCAACUGAUCGUACACUACAUUCCUGUCAUUAGGACCCAUUUUGAAGCUCGAAUGCAGCCUAAGCAAUAUAGCAUGCUUCGACAGUUUGACCACAUUACAAAGGACUACAAUGACCACAUAGCAGAGAUCUCUGCAAAACUGGUUUCAAUAAUGGAUGGCUUGUUUGACAAGCUUCUCUCAAAGUAUGAGGUAAAGGCCCCAGUUCCUUCGAUGUGCUUUAGAACUAUCUGCAAGCAAAUGGCAAAAAUGCACGAAGCUAUUUAUGAUGUUCUCCCGGAAGAACAAACUCGUGCUCUAUUCCUAAGAAUAAACUCAAGCUGUAGACUUCAUUUAAAGAGUCAGCUGUGCCAUUUAAAUGUCACAAACGACGGAGGACCACAGCAUGGAAUGGUGGCAGCAGACAUUGCAUUUUACACUGGAAAUGUGCAGGCUUUGAAAGGUCUUAAAGAUCUGGAUCUGGGCAUGGCCGAAAUUUGGGAGCAGAAGAGGUGAUUACGAAGAUAAUCAUUGUAAUACAGACACUUUAUACAAGAGAACUGGAUAUCUUGAAGUUAGGACCUUGGGAUUCCAAAGUGCAAGGCAGUAUAAAGCGCAUGUGGAGACUGGACUCACCUUGACUGUUGGUGAUAUCCCUUCUUGGUGACCUUCCACGGACUUCAAAUGAUUUGCUAAACUGUACAUUUUAUACAUUUUAUUUUCCUCUGAAACAGGCUCAGGUUACUUUGGACCAAAUCCAAACAAAUGCAUGGCUGUAACACAGCUUUCCUUACGUCAGAUACCUAUACAGCGUUGUAUUUUAAAGAAACUAAAUGCUCUUUUUCUUCGAUUUGGAGCAAUGACUUUGCAUACUUUUCCUUCUAAUAUAAUGAUGGUACAAAUUACUUAUGGUGAAAAUAUAAAAAUGUAAAGGAUAGUGUUGUGGACAGAAGAAGAAGUAUUUUUUUACAUAUCUUGCAAGAAAAUCUUUUGGGUCUCUGUACAUACAAUGAUAAUUGUACAGUGUUCGUCUUAAAAUUAAUGGAAUAAACCCUUUGGGUUAGGAGACUGUAAAAUGACAAUGUAUCCAUGCCUUGCCGAGUCCGAACGGUUUAAAAGAUGUCUCAGUUUCCUGCUCACUCCUAACAAGUCCCUGUACAAAGUAUGGCUUCCGAUUCCGUACUUCUGUUUACUUGACUUUUGAGCUAGAUAGAGGCCGCAGCCCCAGAUAAAUCUCUUCAUCCCACAAGGAUGUAGCUCAGAUUCACAGGAGGACUACGAUUGUGUUAUCCAUGUAGCUAUCGGUGCUUUGAUUAAUUAGGAACGAUUGAAUAGUUUGGGGACAAUGCUGUAAAACUGUUGGUCUUUUCAAUCAGUAUUUUUGUACAUUCUUAUUUUAAAUUAAGGUAUUUUUGCCUUUACUAUACAUAGCAGAGCAUAAGUAUUUAUUUGCAGUAUCUGCUAUGGAUGUUGAUAUUUUCUGAUUGCGUUUUUAAGUAAAGUUGACUUCAAUAAUUUUUGACCUACUAUUUUUUGCUUCUUUUAAAAAUAAUUUCUAGUUGUCAGAUAGUGGGGUUAUAUCUAUAUAUUUCA
Molecule: messenger RNA, 5291 nt
Organism: Pelobates fuscus (common spadefoot toad)
Lineage: Eukaryota; Metazoa; Chordata; Amphibia; Anura; Pelobatidae
Gene: VPS54
Product: VPS54 subunit of GARP complex
Exons: 23
Coding region: 1263-4214 (983 amino acids)
Biological process (GO): retrograde transport, endosome to Golgi; Golgi to vacuole transport
Cellular component (GO): GARP complex
Molecular function (GO): syntaxin binding
Source: RefSeq, a predicted model, not a curated record